AUGAAUGAUAAAGAUAGUUUUUCAAAUGUUCAACGACUUAAUAGUACUAUUAUGGCAAAAUAUGAAUGGACAUCAUCUCGAAUAGGUAUGCAAAAAAGUGGUGAAGAAGUACAUGAUCGUCGUAUGAAAACAUAUCGACAAGCAAAUGAAUUUUUACAAGAACUUCUUCAAAAAAGAAAUAAUGAUUGUUCAUUCGAUGAUAAUGGUACAAUUGAUCGAUAUCAUAAAUUUCUUAAAUAUAAAACAAAUUUUAAUAAUGAUGAUAGUAUAUUAGAUGAAUUCGAUCAACGAUUACGUGCUUUAAAUAAUAAUAAUAAUAAUAAUAAUCGACGAAAUCAAACAUCAAAAAUUUAUCAAUCUAAUAAUAAUGAUUCGAUUACAAUUGGUUUACAAACAACAAGUGAAAUUGAAAAUAAUACCAAAGAAUUAAUCCAACAUUUAAAUGGUCAAAAACGAUCAAAUUCUUCAAUGAUGACAUCAUCAUUGAAUACAAUAAAUUUUAGUACGUUAUCAAAAAUAUCUUUUGAUGAAAGUCAAACAAAUAUUAGUUUAAGUACUGAUGAACAUCAAUCAUCAUCAUCAUCAUCAUCAUCAUUAUUAUUAAAUCAUUCAAUAAUAAAAACUUUAUAUAAACCAAUAGCUCGACGUAUUGAUGGUAAUGAAAUAGAAGUUAUUUCAACGGAAAAUUCAUUACAAUAUAUACCUUCAAAUGUUUUCCUUUAUAAUCAUUGUUAUUUUCCACGUUCAUUAUUAUCACGUGAACAAAUUAAUACAAAUAAAAUAAUAAAAAGACAAUUACCUUUUCCUCCUAUUGUUGAACAAUAUGAUAAAAAUCAAGUACUUGCUUUACUUGAUCAAUUAGAUAAUGAAUGUUCUUCUCAUGAUUUUACAAUCAUGCUUGAUCAAUUAACUUUAUCAUCUGUUCAAAUACAACAAAUAGAUAAUAAUAUAUCAUUGCUUAGUGAUAAUGAAUAUAAUGAUAAGGAAAAUAUUUUUAUUAUACCAAAUCUAUUUAAUCAAUCAUUACCUAAUUAUUAUACAAUAUCAACUUUUAAUAUAGAUGAUCCAAGAAAAAUUAUUCUUUAUACAAUGACAAUAAGUAUAGUGCAAUUAAAUCCAUCUUGUUUAAUUCCAUAUUCAAUUCUUAAUGGUCGACGACCUUUAUUACAAUGUUCAAUUCAAACAAAUUUUAAACAAGUUCGUUCUAAACGAGAAAAAUAUAUUUGUCAAGUAACAGCUAUUGAAUCAUUAACAGAUAUAAAAUAUCUUCAAGAAAAUGAUAUUAUAUUAAAAAUAAAUAAUCAAUCUGUAUAUGAUUUAAAUAUCAAUGAUAUUAGAAAUAUAUUACAACAACAUAGCAAAACAUCAAAUUAUUGUUUAUUAACAAUAGCUCGACUCUGGCAACCACUCAUUUAA
Messenger RNA from Rotaria sordida, 1416 nucleotides. Lineage: Eukaryota; Metazoa; Rotifera; Eurotatoria; Philodinida; Philodinidae. The record is from the annotation of a GenBank genome assembly.